AUGGUUCGAAUUGGCCUUACCCAUCGAAUUAGCAACCAUUUGAGUUCUAGAGGAGGAAAUGGAUCGAUCGACCACAGUCGAAGUGGAAGCCCGACAAGGCAGGCCAGUGUCGGAGAUUCGAAGCCUCUGACGCUCAAAGUUAAUGUCAUUAAGGGCCGCAACCUGGCAGCUAAGGAUAGAGGAGGAACGAGUGAUCCAUACCUUGUCGUCACACUUGGAAGUGCAAAGCAGUCGACCCCAACCAUCAACAAGACCUUGAAUCCAGAAUGGAAAACAUGCUUCGAUAUGCCGUUGACUGGAGUACCGCUGGUGGAAUGUAUUUGCUGGGAUAGAGACCGCUUUGGAAAAGAUUACAUGGGUGAAUUUGAUAUUGCUGUGGAAGACAUCUUUGCGGAUGGCCAAUUACACCAAGAACCAAAGUGGUUCCAGCUGAAAUCUCGACGCAAGGGGGGUAAGAAGAGCAGCGAGGUAUCAGGCGAAGUGCAGAUCCAAUUCUCCUUGAUCGACGCCGCAAAUCCUACAGCAAGCCCCGAAGAGAUCUACCUCAAAUUCAGAUCGACAAUACUGGCAGCUGAUGGGGACUCGGACGAGGGCCUGUCACCGAUGCCCAGCCAUGAGGGAAACGUGGACCAGGACAGCGAUGCUGAUAACGAUGACGGAGAUGCGGUGGACCAGACUGGAAAAGAUGAGGAGACUUCGGAUGAGACCGAGGAUCAAACAAAACCUGAUCUUGAAAAGAAGAAGAAAAAGAGGAAGCUGAAGAUGCUUCGGAGAAAGUCCAGAGCAAUUAGAGCAUAUGAAUUUACUGGCAAGGACAGUGAUGUUUCGGGAAUCAUAUUUCUUGAGAUCGUCAAAAUCACUGACUUACCUCCAGAGAAGAACAUGACGAGGACCUCUUUCGAUAUGGAUCCUUUCGUCGUGACAGCUCUGGGACGGAAAGUCAUGAGGACCAAAGUCGUGAGGCAUAAUCUCAAUCCAGUAUACAACGAGAAGAUGGUUCUUCAAGUGAUGCGCCACGAGACUGCAUAUUCUAUAUACUUCUCGGUCAUGGAUCGUGAUACGCUUACCGGCAAUGAUUUUAUAGCUUCCACGAACUUUCCUGUACAACGACUAGUGGCAGCUGCGCCAGAAGCCGACCCGGCGACAGGUCUUUACAGAUUACCCGAACCUGUGGAGUCUUCUCCAGCACUCCCAAAGGAAAACAGAUCUCGCUUCAGGCUACCACUUUCGCGAUCGGCCUCCUCGUCGAGCUUGUCAAAGCUAACAAGACCUGCUCUUAAAUCGAACAAUUCUCAGAACUCAUUGUCAAGCUCGUCACAAUUGGACCUUCAGGACCGGCAGACCACAAGUCUAGCACCCACAAAUAUAGCACCCACCAGUACCCCUUCAGAGCCACCCAGCUUCCCGCGCAUGAACAGCAGCGGUGAGGGUGAAGCUGCCCAGCAAAACCCUGAAGAUCCUGAUCUGCUCCCUCUCGUCAUACCGCUGACGUUAAAGAAUAAGGAGCGUUGGGAAGACAAGCACUUCCCAGAACUGUACAUCACUGCAAAGUACCUGCCCUAUCGCGCCUUACGCCAGCAAUUUUGGAGGGCCAUGCUUAAGCAGUAUGAUGCGGAUGACAGUGGACGUGUCAGCAAAAUUGAACUUACUGCCAUGCUAGAUACUCUUGGCUCCACCCUGAAGGAGAGCACUAUCGACAGCUUUUUCCACCGCUUUGCUGAAGAGAACGAGUCAGCUGAUUCUUUGGACCUGACUUUCGACCAAGCAGUCAUAUGCUUGGAGGAGCAGCUACUAAAGGCUACGCAGAAGGCAACUAUUAGACAAAAAAUCAAUGGACUCGGCCAUCAUAUCCGGGAAGCAACGCUUGCCAAUGGAGAACAUGAAAAUGGCCUCAAGACGAAAGCCGAAGGCAACAAGCACGACUCAACUAAUGUGGAGCCAGAUCGAUCUGCUAUUCCUGUCAUCGACCAGGACUCUACUGGUAAGUUGGGAGAAGAGGGCCAUCUUCUUGAUGAAGAUGACCUCGCGGAUGAAGGCGGCGAAGAACAUGUCAUUGAGAUCCGUGAGUGUCCAUUGUGUCAUCAGCCACGCAUGGGCAAGAGAUCAGAUGCAGAUAUCAUCACCCAUAUUGCAACAUGUGCCAGCACGGACUGGCGGCAAGUGAACAAUCUUGUCAUGGGUGGAUUCGUCACCUCGAGCCAAGCACAACGGAAGUGGUAUUCGAAGGUGAUCACGAAAAUAUCCUAUGGCGGUUAUAAAUUGGGAGCAAAUUCUGCGAACAUCCUCGUUCAGGACCGCAUUACUGGCCAGAUCAACGAAGAGCGCAUGAGUGUCUAUGUGAGACUUGGUAUCCGACUAUUAUACAAGGCAAUGGGCAGCAGGGAGAUGGAAAAGAAGCGGAUCCGGAAAAUGCUCAGAUCCCUCAGCUACAAGCAAGGGAGGAAGUACGAUGAUCCCGCCUCGGCCAGUCAAAUCGAAGCUUUCAUCGCCUUUCACCAGCUUGACAUGUCGGAGGUGCUGCUUCCGUUGGAACAAUUCAGAACUUUUAAUGAAUUCUUUUACCGUGCUCUGAAACCAAACGCACGGCCAUCCUCUGCACCAGACGACCCCAGGGUUAUAGUUUCUCCAGCCGACUCCCGCACUGUCGUCUUUGAUAGAAUGGAUGACGCUACUAGGAUUUGGGUCAAGGGCCGCGACUACUCCGUUGAUAAGCUUCUUGGCGAUGCUUAUCCUCUGGAUGCCAAACGAUAUAAGAACGGUGCUUUGGGCAUUUUUCGACUGGCGCCACAAGAUUACCAUCGAUUCCACAUACCUGUAGAUGGAACGCUGGGAACGCCAAAGCUCAUUGAGGGUGAAUAUUAUACGGUCAACCCCAUGGCUAUCAGGUCGGCACUGGAUGUGUACGGUGAGAAUGUCAGAGUCAUCGUGCCAAUCGACUCGGUGGCCCAUGGCAGGGUCAUGUAUAUCUGCAUUGGUGCAAUGAUGGUUGGAAGCACAGUAAUCACCAGGAAGGCUGGCGAGAAGGUCAGGCGAGCAGAGGAACUGGGCUACUUCAAAUUCGGAGGCAGCACUAUUCUUCUCCUUUUCGAACCAGGCUCGAUGAAGUUUGACGACGACCUUAUCGAGAACUCCAACGGCGCCUUGGAGACUUUAGUGAGACAAUCUCCCGCUGAAUUUGAUUCUGAGACUGACAUCUUUCAGGUUCGGGUUGGCAUGUCUAUUGGUCAUCAUCCUUCGGCAGGGCCUUUUACUCCAGACAUGAAGAAGAACGAAGAGAAUAUCACAAUAGAAGACCGACAGGAAGCUAAACGGAGGAUCGAGGGAAGCCUAGCUCCGGAAGCCUAG
This is a messenger RNA of Endocarpon pusillum Z07020, 3345 nucleotides long. RefSeq lists its product as uncharacterized. The record is from RefSeq and is a predicted model, not a curated record. The transcript has 6 exons. Bases 1 to 3345 code for a protein of 1114 amino acids. Lineage: Eukaryota; Fungi; Ascomycota; Eurotiomycetes; Verrucariales; Verrucariaceae. Gene Ontology annotation, biological process: phospholipid biosynthetic process. Gene Ontology annotation, molecular function: calcium ion binding; phosphatidylserine decarboxylase activity.